Molecule: messenger RNA, 3484 nt
Organism: Vanessa atalanta (red admiral)
Lineage: Eukaryota; Metazoa; Arthropoda; Insecta; Lepidoptera; Nymphalidae
Gene: Shab
Product: potassium voltage-gated channel protein Shab
Exons: 13
Coding region: 393-3113 (906 amino acids)
Biological process (GO): potassium ion transmembrane transport; protein homooligomerization
Cellular component (GO): membrane; voltage-gated potassium channel complex
Molecular function (GO): delayed rectifier potassium channel activity; protein binding
Source: RefSeq, a predicted model, not a curated record
GCUAUCGGCCAGUUCACAACCGCGUGCUGUCGGCGCUUUCAGCGCAUAACCGGUCGUGUGCCGCGUACCCUACGUGAAUUGUUGAUCGCGAGCGAACUGGGGCUUUAUAAGCUCAAAGCUUGGAAUCUGUUCAAAAACCUCAUUUGCUCAUUUCUCCACGUCUCGUGUGUCUCGUUUACAGUGAUCGUGUAGUGCGACCGUAACUCAUGAUGAAAACCGUUCAAUCGUCAUUAGGGAACUAGUUUCCUGGUUUUCGACAAAGAACACAUAGGAAUAUCUUAAUUCCUCAUUCGAAGUUCGGUCUCCAGGUCAUCAGAGGAGAUUUAAGUUGCUAACAAAUAGCGUUUUCGAGCCGAAAGGGGCGGCAGCGUGUGACAAGAUGAGCUAGCGGCAUGGGGGGCGAGGGGGCGGGCCGCGGCGCCGCGCGCUGGCACGUGGGCGACUCGCCCCCGCGUGCGCCCAUGGGCUUCGCGGCGCCCGCGCACGAUGCGCAGCUCGACCGCGGUCUUGCGCCGGCGCCAGCGCCCGCGCAGUCCGCCGCGGCCGCUGCAGCUGCUCUGCAGCGGGCGCACUCCAGGUCGAUGUCAUCUUUACCACCGGAGCCCUUUAUGAUGCUUAGAGCGAAAGCUCUAAGCAAGCGCGUUAUAAUCAACGUUGGCGGUGUUCGCCAUGAGGUGCUAUGGCGGACGCUUGAACGGCUGCCUCAUACACGACUUGGUCGGCUGCGAGAUUGCAACACACAUGAAGCUAUUACAGAACUGUGCGACGAUUACUCGUUACAGGAUAAUGAAUAUUUUUUUGAUAGGCAUCCGAAAAGUUUUAGUUCCAUUUUAAACUUUUAUCGGACUGGGAAGUUACACUUGGUAGAUGAGAUGUGCGUGUUGGCAUUCAGUGAUGAUUUAGAGUAUUGGGGUGUAGACGAAUUAUACCUGGAGUCUUGUUGUCAACAUAAAUAUCACCAGCGAAAAGAGCACGUGCACGAAGAAAUGCGAAAAGAAGCUGAAAGCUUACGACAGCGAGAAGAAGAAGAGUUUGGGCAAGGUACAUGUGCCCAGUAUCAGAAAUGGCUGUGGGAUUUGCUCGAGAAACCCACUACGAGCAUCGCCGCUAGGGUGAUCGCAGUUAUUUCGAUCCUCUUCAUCGUGCUGUCCACAAUAGGGCUCACUCUCAACACCAUUCCUCAAAUGCAAGUGUACGACGAGAAGGGCACACCCAUGGACAACCCACAGCUGGCCAUGGUCGAAGCCGUAUGCAUCACGUGGUUCACGCUUGAGUACGUGCUGCGAUUUAGUGCUUCGCCGGACAAAUGGAAGUUCUUCAAAGGUGGACUGAACGUUAUCGAUUUGUUGGCUAUAUUGCCUUAUUUCGUGUCUCUCUUUCUACUUGAAACUAAUAAAAACGCGACAGACCAGUUUCAAGAUGUACGUCGCGUUGUACAAAUCUUUCGUAUCAUGCGAAUAUUGCGCAUUCUAAAACUAGCUCGACACUCGACCGGGUUACAAUCGCUCGGUUUUACGCUCAGAAAUUCUUACAAAGAGCUAGGACUGCUCAUGUUGUUUCUUGCGAUGGGAGUGCUUAUAUUUUCUUCGCUGGCAUACUUUGCCGAAAAAGAAGAACCGGGGACUAAAUUUAUUUCUAUUCCGGAAACGUUCUGGUGGGCCGGCAUCACCAUGACCACAGUCGGAUACGGUGACAUUUACCCCACGACACCGUUGGGCAAGGUCAUCGGCUCAGUUUGCUGUAUUUGCGGCGUGCUGGUAAUUGCGUUACCCAUCCCCAUUAUUGUCAACAAUUUCGCCGAGUUUUACAAGAAUCAGAUGCGGCGAGAAAAGGCCCUCAAGCGACGUGAGGCGCUCGAGCGCGCUAAGCGGGAGGGGUCCAUUGUCUCCUUCCACCACAUUAACUUGCGGGACGCGUUCGCCAAAAGCAUGGAUCUCAUCGACGUCAUUGUGGACACAGGACACAACCUGUCACAAGCGGACGCGACUAGUCUGGAGGGCGAAGCUCCGGCCACCACUGGCUGCUACAAACAAUAUGAACACGGUCUUGGCAAUAGGAUACCGCAAACUGCUGAUAAUAUUCAGUUUCAGAGCAGUCCUAAAAAGGAACGUCGCUUCUCAAGCGAAGGCUUGGGCACGCCGGAGAAAUGCUUGCUCAUUAAUCCUGACCCGACACCAGAAAAGAAGAUGGCUGAAAAACAGCUUGACUUGGAUCAGCUGCCUUCUGAAUUUGAAUGUUGUUUUUGCACGUUCAAGGGUUACAAAGAAUUCAUAGACGCCGAACAACUGAUGCCAAUGCCGACGUCGGACCUGCGACAACCGGUGUGUGUGGAGCUGGCGUGCCUGCAGCGGCACCCGGCGCCGCGCGCGCUGCCCGAGGCGACGCCUAACAGUCUUGACAGCCCCGAUACAUUUGCAUCAUGCCUUACGCACCCUUUUCCUUCAGAGGGCGACAUCACGUGCGAGAACGACUCGUCAAACUUGUAUGUGAAUCCGUUGGACGGUAGCGGCGGUGGCGGCACGGGUGAGGGCGGGGGCGGGGUGACAGCGGAAUUUAACGGUGUUCGAAAAAGCGCCUCAGGAGACGGAAGCGUUUUGUGUGCGAAAGGUUCGCAGGGCGAUGGUUCGCCGCGUGGUUCUCGGGGCAGCUUGUCGGGCGUCGGGGCGGGCGUGGCUGCGUGUGCUAGUGCCGAGCUGGGCAGGCCGCUUGAUGCCUCUCGUACGAGUUUGCCGCAGCCGAUUGACGAUUCGCUCGCUGCCGUCGACGAUGUAAAACCCAAACACAGAAAAGCGCGUUUUCAACAGGAGUGGUCGGAAGAGGAGAAGAGGCCACCGAGAGGAAUAGCAACAAGGAUUAUUAAUCACCAUAUUUUGUUCGGUAAGAACGGUAACAAGCGCGGUUCUGGCGGAUGGCCUCAUGAUAGUGACUCGCGGUCACGCUCCAUUCUCAAAAACAAAGAGUCUCGGGGUACCGACAGCGAACUCCUCCUACAAGAGACCACUUCCCUUGGUGCCAACGGUGACUCGGGUAGUGAGUCUUCGCCUAUUCGUCUCAAAGACUUUAAGGGCCAGAACCAUAAAGGUGUAACGGACAGGAGCAACCUAGUGUCGUAGUUGUAGUCCGCACGCCGCCCACUGACGCCUCGCGAGCCGCCCCUGACGUAGCAGUCGCGCCACGCCCGUAGAUGUAGUUGCGUACUCAAUAAAAUAUACUUUCAUACAUUUAAUACUUAGAAUGCAAUAAUAAAAAACACACAAAAAUAAUUUUAACAUAUCAUUGAGCGAUUGUGACUGCUUGUUGAUAGAUAAUUUUCAUUUUGUAGAGUUUAUUAUAAAUAUUGUAAAAAAAAAUAUUAUAUUACGUAAUGUAAUAAUCGUUCAUUCCAAUCGAAAAGUUGAAAGUACCUAUUUGUUAAGUUUUUUUACGUGCAAUUAUUAAUUGCUAAUUCUAAUUUAAGCGAAUAUAGUUUGUACAGCAUAGUUGA